GUACAGUGUUGAGGAACUCAUGGGUUGGAGCUCGCUUUAGUUAUGCACUAAGGGCACAGAAGUAACUCGUUCUAAUCACUGACAUUGACUUUAUUAGUUUUUGUUUGGGGAACGCGUAGAAGACAAAACUAAAGGAAAACUCAUCUUCCACUUUUGUGUCACUAUCCUGCCUCAUGUUUCGCCCCUGCCUUCGCCGCUGUCUCUCCUUUCCAUCUUCAGGAAUAAGGUGCUGCAGAAUGCAGAGCGCAGGGGGUGUACAGACCCCAAAGAAAUUGCAAGGGAAAGUGGCUCUUGUGACCGCAUCCACAGAGGGGAUUGGCUUAGCAAUUGCCAGACGGCUCGGCCAAGAUGGAGCCCGUGUGCUACUUAGCAGCCGCAAGCAACAGAAUGUUGACAGAGCAGUACAGGAUCUGCGCAAGGAGGGUAUAGAGGUGGAAGGAACUGUCUGCCAUGUUGGAAAUAAAGAAGAUAGGGAAAGACUGAUAGAGACAGCUGUGCAGCGGUUUGGAGGAGUUGAUAUUCUGGUUUCCAAUGCAGCAGUAAAUCCAUUUGCUGGAAGUAUCUUGGAAUCUAAUGAGGAGGUGUGGGAUAAGAUUCUGGAUGUAAAUGUUAAGGCCACAUUCUUGUUGGUGAAACUUGUUGUACCCAAAAUGCAGGAACGAGGGGGUGGCAGCAUUGUGAUUGUCUCAUCGGUUGCAGGUUUCACACCCUUUCCAUCCCUUGGUCCGUACAGUGUCAGUAAGACUGCCUUACUUGGACUUACUAAAGCCUUGGCCCCGGAAUUAUCUCCUCUGAAUAUCCGAGUAAACUGUCUUGCACCUGGGCUCAUCCGCACAAAGUUCAGCUCUGCACUCUGGAAGAAUGAGGCUGUAUGUGAACAUCUAAUGAGCACGUUGGGUAUUAGCAGGAUUGGGCAGCCUGACGACUGUGCUGGAGCAGUUUCUUUCCUAUGCUCCCCUGACGCCUCAUAUAUCACUGGGGAGACCAUUGUGGUUUCAGGAGGGAGUCAUUCUCGUCUUUGAGGAAAAACUUUGAUUGUAACAAAACCCCAUUUUUUAUUAUGUCCUGUCUAGUUACCACAACCUUUACUGAUCCUCUAAUCCUAAAAAUAUUUCAUUUCUCUAGAGAGAUUCACUUUUUACAGAGGUCAACAUUAGGCAAGUCAAAUUAUUCUGAAAAUAUAAGUACUUUCCUUAUAGUAGAUAUUUUGCUGGGUAAAUUUAGCCCAGCAAUAGUUAUUAUACAAACUUAAAGAAACAAUCCUUGAGCACAUGUGAAAACUAUACUAUUGUCCAUUCGUUUAUUAAUUAGAGUUUUUUUUUUAAAUAAAAAAAAUUAUCAUCUGCUUAUUCGAAAGUAAAUUAAUGGUAAGUUAAUUUUAAUAAAGAAAAUUGACACAUCUGUGAGUGAAA
Xenopus tropicalis (tropical clawed frog) is the source of this 1412-nucleotide messenger RNA. RefSeq names its product dehydrogenase/reductase (SDR family) member 4 (gene dhrs4). The transcript has 9 exons. The record is from RefSeq and is a predicted model, not a curated record. Bases 174 to 1022 code for a protein of 282 amino acids. NCBI's taxonomy places the organism in Eukaryota, Metazoa, Chordata, Amphibia, Anura, Pipidae.